AUGUCGAAUGUGUCCAGCUCUGUUGAUGCACCGAACAAUAGCUCUGAUGAUGCACUGAACAAUUCCAUUAAUACCAAUGUUGUUGAUGAAGAAGAGCCACAUAUACAAGAUUUUCAGGAAUCGGUUCGUAGUACUUAUUAUCAUUCACCGAAUGGCACUAGAUAUUGGAUACCCAAUGUAUUGGAAGCGUAUAAACCUGUUUUGGGUACGGUAUUUGCUAAAGAGGAAGAUGCAAUUUCCAUGUAUCAGUCAUAUGCUGAGAAAGUUGGGUUUGAUAUUAGGUUGUCGACAACUAAGAAAUCAAAAGAUGGUACUGUUAGACUUAGGUAUGUUCUUUGUAGUAGAUCGGGAAAGCCCAAUUGCCAAAAUGUUGAUUCAAUGCUUUUGAAGUCAUCUUCCAAGUUGCCUCGUAGCAGUAAUUACAAGGUUUCAGACUGUAAAGCUAAAAUAAAGGUUAAUGUUUUCAAUGGUUAUCCUGGUUUACGGUUAUAUGAAUUUGUUGAGUCUCAUAAUCACCCGUUAGUUUCAAUUGAGAACAUGGAUUUGACGCGCAAGAGGCGGCAACUGGAAUUUAGCGACCAAGAUUUCAUUCAUAGGCUAAGUUUAGCUAAAGUUGGCCCGUCAACUGCCUUUAAGAUGUAUAAUAUGAUUUUUGUUCCUUUUACGGGGGUUGAUCACCAUAAGAAUUGCGUAACAUUUGCGGCUGCUCUUCUUUAUGAUGAAACUAUUGAGUCGUUCACAUGGAUGUUGGAACAAUUUCUUGAAGCACAUGGUAAACAACCGAGGCUAGUGUUAACCGACCAAGACCCGGCAAUGAAACAAGCCAUAGCUAAAGUUUUCAAUGAAUCUGUCCAUCGUCUAUGUAUGUGGCAUAUUAUGGAUAAACAUCCUCAUAAGAUUGAUGGUGAUGUGUUACAGAAUACCAACUUGAGGGUACGUAUACAUAAGUUGGUCUGGAAUGUUUUUAUCGCUCCUGCCACGUUUGAGAAGCGAUGGGAGUUAUUGACAAAUGAUUGCAACUUACAGCGUCACAAGUGGUUGUUUGACAUGUUUUCUAUUAGAGAUCAGUGGGUCCCAGUUUAUGUUGUGUUUUGA
This is a messenger RNA of Helianthus annuus (common sunflower), 1095 nucleotides long. RefSeq names its product protein FAR1-RELATED SEQUENCE 5-like. The coding region runs from base 1 to 1095 and encodes 364 amino acids. NCBI's taxonomy places the organism in Eukaryota, Viridiplantae, Streptophyta, Magnoliopsida, Asterales, Asteraceae. The transcript has 6 exons. Gene Ontology annotation, biological process: regulation of DNA-templated transcription. The record is from RefSeq and is a predicted model, not a curated record.